AUGGAAUUUGGAGAAGAAACAAUGAAUACGGAAGACCAUGGCUUGUUUGAGGUCAUACGUCCCGAAUCACCAUCGGAGAAUGCAGCUGGACAACUUUUUCAUCCGUUGAAUACAUCCAGAAAUCCUUUUGAGCCCUUGCAUCAUCAUGAUGUAGUAAUGACUGAGAAUAGCAAUGGCUUUCCACCACAUCCUUCUACAUCCAGUCAACAUGAAGACAAACAAGAACAUCAUAAGGAUCAUUCAUUCAGCGGACAUAGCAAUCCCGAGGAACUGUCUGAAUUGCAAGUAACCAAUUUACAAGAAUUACAACCUAUUGGUAAAAUUACAAAUGUGGUGGAGAAGAAAGUAAUUAUUGAAGUAUUUGUGGAUAAGAAGAAUGGAAGCACGAUGCAUCAACACGUUGUUUCUCAAAACGACACCAAUCUUAAGGAGAAAAAUAUAAUUGAUAGCGAUCUUUUGAGGACGCAAUUAAAGCUCAAUAUAGGGGCUGUAUUAUUUUCAAAAGAUGGAAAAGCAAUUGGAAAAAUUGCUGAGGUCAUUGGAAAUGUGUAUGCACCAUAUUUUGUAUUGGUUUAUCCCGACGUGCAUACCAUGAGAAAAGUGUUCAAUUUACCAAAUCCUCCUUCAGUUCCCACAACAACAAGUCAUCACACGGAUCAACCUCCUGCUGUUAAGGAAGCAUCUUCAGAAGUAUCACAAUCUUUCACACCCUCCACAACUUCAACACCUGCAAACGAAGACCUUGAAGCCACUACACCCACAAAGAAAACACCGUCACGAAAGACGCCACGCAAAACGCAAACUCCCAAGAAAACUCCAUCCAAACAAUUUGUCGAAGACGAUUUGGUCAUUGAAAAUGUUCGUGAUAUGACAGUCCUUCAGCUCAAGCCAUAUUUACAGAGACGAGGUAUGACUGUGCACGGUAAAAAAAAAGAACUUAUUGCGAAACUUCGUAAAUAUGAAAGAGAAAAACAACAAUAUCGAGAGGAAGCAAAUAAUGUAUCUUCUUCAGACGAUGACGACGAUAUGAGCACAAGUAGUGACGACGAAGAGAUUCUUUCAACUCCAACGAGCUCUCAAAAAUUUGCUCUAAGAUCCAAGAAAGACUUGGAAGGAAUGGAAAGUGACGAAGAGGAGGAUGAACACCCCAAGCAAGACAAGCCUCAGAGCGCUUCGUUGGACAAGCUCUCUCCAGAUGAAAUUUCUCAAAUUAAGAAUAAUUUUAGCGUUGUGUAUUGUCACGGUGCAAUCAGUGCACCGUUGGAUGAAGUCAGCACCAUGAAUAUCGUUUCUAAUCACCUAAAAUCAUAUGAUGCAAUGUUAAAUGCAGAUGAAAAGACAGAGAUUGUCACAUUUUCUGACGACGAAGAUGAAAACGCUUUCAAGAGUAGAGCAAAGAAGGAGCGUCCAGAGAAACCACCCGCUCUUAAGAGAGGGCACGACCAAGUAUCUACAACAGAAGAAACCAAAAUAGCAGAAUUAACUCCUAAAAAGCAAAAACCUCUUCCAUUCGCAGACCUUGCCUGUGAAGAUACCGCUGCGAUUGUUGCCACUUCCUCCACCAUUAUCACCAGCACCGUCGUUAGUACGAGUACUCUCAAGAGUGAGGAGAUUCUGCCUUCGGAUAUACAAACACCUCGAGAAGCAGUACCAGUUGAACAAGCGGUAAUUGAGGUGCCUCCUUCCACAGUGGACUCAACCAGAAUUCCAAUCGUCAGAAAAGCAAGAAAAUCCUCUCCAAGAAAGUCACUCCCAUCAUCAUCGUCGAGUCCCACACCUUCCCUCAGAACUGAUAAUACGAGGGUGAUGGCUGACACAAAGCCUGAACCAGAAUCCUUCUUUUCGAAAUGGUGCUCGAUCAUGUAA
Naegleria fowleri is the source of this 1866-nucleotide messenger RNA. RefSeq lists its product as uncharacterized. The transcript has a single exon. Bases 1 to 1866 code for a protein of 621 amino acids. The record is from RefSeq and is a predicted model, not a curated record. NCBI's taxonomy places the organism in Eukaryota, Heterolobosea, Eutetramitea, Acrasida, Naegleriidae.